Aphanomyces invadans is the source of this 7509-nucleotide messenger RNA. RefSeq lists its product as hypothetical. The transcript has 32 exons. The annotation marks the transcript as partial. The record is from RefSeq and is a predicted model, not a curated record. Gene Ontology annotation, molecular function: protein binding. Lineage: Eukaryota; Oomycota; Saprolegniomycetes; Saprolegniales; Verrucalvaceae.
AUGGACGACGACAAGUUGCUUCUGACCACCAACUUUGUCCUACACCGGUUCUUCUUUGCGCAUGUGCUGUCGCAUGCACCCUUGCCCGUGCAAGACGCCAUAUUUGGUUAUGCUACCGACGUGGCCUUGACCGAACUCAUUCAAGACCACUGCGCGUUGUUGUUUGUCCAGUCCAGGGUCCGGAUGCAAUGGUGGCGGCAAAGAUUCUUGAAGCGGCGACGACAAACCGUCUUGAUUCAAGCCACGUGGCGUCGGUUCGUCUGCAGGAGAAAGUACCUCUACGAUCAAGCCAUCCGCGCUCACCACGCUCGACUUGGCCUCGAAAUGGAAUGUGCAAUGCGACUGCUGAUGUGCCUCCGUCGCGCGGUACUCCACCGACGCAUCCGUGUACGAGAAGCGGCCAGUCAGAAAGUCGACCGUGCGAUUUUGGCCUUUGCAUACGACCACCAUCGGUCCCGUCAAAAGAUCGCUACGUCCGUCAUUCGCCCGCUACCACACCACCAGGAAGCAAGUCAUAUCCGUGCGAUGACAUCCUUCGCUUGUGGUUGCAGCUGUGGCCGACGGCGUCGUCACCAAGGCAAGGUGGUUGCGCUCUUCAGCCGCCACAGCCAGACUUUUGUUCGAUUUGUCCUGCAAAUCCACUCGCACCCACACACUUCGUCGUUGCAAUGGCUGACUGCGUACGAUGCCAGAGACUCGUCCGUCCAUGUUAUCCCGUUGGCCACGCAAGUACUUCACCGAAUUGUUCCCAAGACAGAGCGGUCGACCAUCGGCAACGACCUCGUCCGUCGGCUCGAGUUCCACGGGAUGUCGCUUCGCCUAAACAUGAAAGAGCACGCGGCGCGUCCCGGUCGUCGCGUGCUUCAACUAGCCAAGGCGCUGUCGGUGGCGCACAUUCCUCAGCGUCCGCAGCGCCAACUGGCGCGAUUUAUCGUCCAGGCCAUCGAGUAUAGCAACGAAGUCGUGGUGCAAGUGUACAAUCCAGCAGAUUCCCGGACGUGGUGCUUUCCGUCUACGUCCAACCAGCUACGUGACUUGCAUGCGUUGAUUCACACAUUGCGAGUUGUUUCCGUUCUACCCCACGGCCAGUACACGGUCGUGCCAUCAAGCGAUGUCGACCAACUCCUGCAAUCGCAUGUCGUUGUCGAGCUCCAGCGUCACAUUCGACGAAAACUUGCCCAGCAACGCGUCCAAGAUCUCGCCAUCCAUCAGUGGCUGCGUGUGCAAGUCAAGAACCGAUAUCAAUACGUGCAUGGUCCAUCAGGGCUGUGGCGCGACGCGUCAAAGCCCCACAUGCUACGCAAUGCAACGCCUGUCAAUGCCAUGCGGGAGUGGUACUUCGUGCUCAAUUACACCCAUACCAGAGUGCCGUACGCGUACUACAUCUACCCUCGACGCGCUGCCAUCUCGCGCAAGUCCCAGGUCGAUGCGGCUAUGCUUAUCCAAACGUGGCUUCGCAACCAAGGACACAAUCGACGCCUCUUUGACUGCGUCCGCUCCAUGAUCAACCUGCACCAAUUUCACGUGCGGUGGCAAGUGCAGAGCCAAGGCCCGCCAACUCCCCACAUCACACGACUUUUGCUCUAUAAAGCGAUGUGGUUACACCUCUUUCACGCCGACGUAGCUGGCGCGGCGCCUCUCUACGACGACGCGGCACGCUUGUUCGUGUGGCACGACGGGAUUCUGCCUUCCGAAGUGGCUCUCGUACUUUGUGUCUGCGCGGUCUUUUGGCUUGCGACUUGUCAGGACGAGAGUUCCAUGGGCCGACGGCAGCUAGCCUUGACAUACUUGGGCAAAUACCGACCGCAGCUCGAUGCUGCAGACGUUGCCCUUGUCCACGAGAACUUUUACCACUGGGCUGUUGUGAACCACCCAUUGUCAUCCGUGGCUGUCCUUUCCUUUGCAAUCUAUAUCCAUCUCGUCCGAGGGGAUCGAAAGGGCGCCGAGGCUCAGUACACAACAGCGGUCGCUUUGCAUCAUGCCGAAAAGCUCGUCGACAUGAAUUGUCGAUUGGCGUGUCCAACGGAGGCAUCGAAUUGGCACAUCGGCCCCACGUUGGACGAAUUUGAGUACCCCUUGCGACCGCACGAUCGCCACGCGAGGACAAACCCAGUCCUCGUGCUUCAACGGCGCUUCCGACACACCCGACAACACUUUCUGCACAUGCCCAGCAUCUCCGCCGCGGUGCGGGCCAUUGCCGUGAACGCGCGUAUUGCUCGCCAGGUGCAAGAAGCCACUUCGCUGCCCCAAACUGAAAAUGUCGCCGACUACAUCUGGUACACGCAUUUUGUUCGGCACACCCCUCAAGCGAUAGCAGCUCUGUACGACAGCCACAUGACGCUGCCUCGAGUUCGAUGCGGGUUUGCACUGUGGCUGCUUGUUCUCGCCACGCCAGGGAGUACGUCAAGGGCCGUGCGUCUCCUGUCCGACAACGAUGGCCUUUCCAACGCCGAUUUGCACGACAUGGAACUGAACUUCCUCCGCCAUGUCGUCGUCAACAAUCCACUCGACGUUCGGGGCCUGUUAAACUACGCCCUCUUUGCUCAGUUUGUGCUGCAAAAGUUUGGCAUGGCAGAACGAUUGUUUGCCUUGGCGGUGGCCCGUCCUCAAGACAAGGACUUUCCGCUGGCGUUAAAGCUGUCGUUUCGAUUCCAAAAGCAUCGGCUCCCAUCCAGUGUAUCGCCUGGGCGUGGCCCCACGCACGCCGUGUACGUCGACAAGACCACGCAAACCCUCGCGACCAUCGGAGCGUGGAGUCGGCUGUGUUUCCGUGUCCAGCAGCAGUACCCCGUUUACUUUUGGUGUCAUGCCUUGACUCUGCAGCGAGUGUGGGAGCACCGUCUCGAGCUGCCCCAAGUCCCCAACAAUGUCCGUGCAUUCGUUCGACAACUCCAGAUGUGCCAAGCGACUACUCGUCUCCAAGUUUGGGGACGACGGUGGCUCGAACGCAAGCACUUUCUCGGAUUCCGCAACUUCCCCAAGCUGUCUGUCGGUGUCGUGGAAAGCGCAUUGACUUUACACUUCAUGGAGGGUAACUGGAACAAGGCUGCAGCUGCAUAUGUUGACGUGCUGUACGCCGAGCCUUGGAAUGCCGUGGCGACAGGAGGGCUACUGAUAGCGCAGCGAGCAAUGAUGAUGCAAGAACGAAGCAGCAUCUCAAGCAUCCGUUGGCAGAGAUGGACGCAAGUGUACCGUCGAUUUCAUCACAUCCUGGCUGACCGCACGGACGGAGUGCAAGUUCUCCUUCGAUGGGCUCGCCUCGCGCUGACCGCACAACCGGCCUCGGCCCACCCAUCCCUCGAAAUGUCAUCGACGGCACUGUCGACACCGUGGUGGCGGUGGUUGAACUACGCUCUCUGUCUCCAAUGCAUAGCAAAAGAGUUUGAAUUGUCCGAGGGCGUUUACAGAAAGUUUUGCCGUCCAAGUGAACCGGUGGCCACUUUGGACCUGUUCUCGUUGCUGUACCGUGACUUUUUAAGCCAGCGCGGCCGCAAGCAGCUCUUCAUGGGGGCUUCCCCACCGAUUGACAGUCGCAACACCGCUCGUUUGCUCCCACAUCCUCCCGGGUGGAAGCUCCGUGAUCCGACAUGGCAGCGCGUCCAGUCGAAUCAACACGUGUAUUGGCGACAAGAUGCGACAUAUCGAUGCAAGUGGCGCGUCGAUGUCAGCGUUGUCCCAGAAGCUGCCGACGUGGCUGCCCAAACGAUCCAAAGACGUGUGAGAAAGCGAUGGGGCACCUUUCAUUUUCCCCUCUUUUCCAUUGCGCUUGGUCGAACUCGACUGGACGUCGUCAGGACCAGUCUACCAUUGUGGUCGCUCUCAGCAGCGACCCCCGAGGCAGGCAACCGAGACUGCGUGUUUCGUCAUUUCGUGCAUAAACUGGUCGUGCAGAAUGCGGACGUGGCUGGCGAGAUCGACGAUGCGUGGGCAACAGACCCUCUCCUGUGCCCCAUCGGCGUCUUGGCAUGCUUUACGGACCUCCAGACGUCCCACGUCAGGAGUACGUCCAUGCUUCUUGCCCUGGAGACACUGUAUCGCUCCAACUCGGAAGCCAAAGCGAUGUGGGACAAACAUGGGCUUCCGUUCUUCGAAUGGGCACACGCUCAGAAUCCCAUGUCUCCCCGACCUGUACUAUUUCUUGCCCUCAUUGCUCAGUACAUGCAAGGUGACGUCGCGAUGGCUCACCGCCUCUACCGACGAUGGCGAGAUUUGUCCACCGACGGGCCGCUGGCAAAGGCGGCUGUAUAUUUUCAUUGGCGGCAGCUUGAACGGUCAGCGCCACACAUGUUGUCGCGACGUACGCUGCAAGACGCGGUCGUUGUGGCAUCUACUGCUGGCCAUCCAUUCCAACGGGCACGAGUGUGGGAAGGGCAGUAUGUUUGGGUCAACACCGUCACCGAACGCGUUGUCGUCCACUCGACACGUUUGCUCUUCCGCAUUCCCAUCGCGCGGAGCAAUCGCGACGACGUUGUCUGUCGCAUUCAGCGCUUCCUCCGACAAUUUGGACCCCCCGGAUUCCACCGAACGUGCCAUCAAAAUGGUAUUUCUCGACGCAUCGGAUGGUUGUACAUGGCGCCGCACCCGCCGCAAGAUGACUGCGAACACUCGUCCAACAUGUUGUCGCCAGUCCUGUGGCUUCAACGAGGUUUCCACCGAUGGUGUGUCCUGAACGACCUGCACGGCGGCUUGGCGAUUUGGACUCGAGGUCGAGUGCAGUUUCCGAAAGACUUGGCGCUGACUCAAGUUAUUUCGCUGGCUACCAUGGUGACCAAAUGCGAUAUUCACAACCUCCAUGCCAUGCAGCUGAUCCAUUCGUCCCACCACUUGAAACAGUCCCCUUUCGCUCGAGGGGAACUUGCCUGGGACUGCCUCUACUGGACGCUCUUGACCACACGUUCCCCCGAGACUGCGACGCAAGUUCGAUUGAUGCUGGCCAUGGCAAGUUUGCAUUUAUUCAAGCAAUUGGCAGACGCCCACGCUUGGUGCAUUCGGGCGUUUGGCACCUCCUGUCCCCGUCACUACCACGAAAUGCUUGAGCGAUUCUUCGUACACUACCACGACGCGAUCAAGGAAUUCGGUCCAUCCAACCACAUGCAGCUCACGGCAAAUUUUGUUCUUGGCGCUCCUUCGACGACAGAGUGGCAGCAAUACAGCAUGGCGUCGUGGCACCACCCAAAAACCUAUUACGUGCACACGAAAACUGGCAAAGCAUACUGGGCAAAACCUAUCCCGAUGCCGUCCGUGCCGACUUCCCAACAGACCGUCGCUGCCAAAGUGUUGCAAGCGUUCUGGCGGUCGCGCGGGAGUUUGUGGCGCCAACUACGCCGCCUUUACCUGCCACAACUAGCACAAGCCACACAGGCGCAUCGUAAAGUUGAGACUUCCAUCGAGCGUGCAUUAGCUGUCCAUGCUCUCAAGGGCGACGUUCCAGCAGCAACGUUGAUGUAUUCGGCGAUUCUGUCUGUGCAACCCGACAAUGUGAUUGCCAUGCAGUGCUUGGCGCUCUGCUAUCUCGCAUCGGAGUCGCCCCUCCACCAGGUAUCGCGACGGGCGGAAGCGUUGCUGCAGCAAGCAGCUGUCGUCGAUGCCAAAGCUCCACAGAGUAGAAAGGGGACCGAUCUGUGGUGGAUCGGCCACUAUUUUGUGUUUGGGUUGUUGGUCAACCAAGGCAACCCGACGAUCGUGUUGAACGUUGCUCUGGUCCACGAAUUUGUCGUCCUAAACAUUCGAAUUGCCCGCCAGUGCUUUCACUGGGCCGCGCUGCGGUCCAUGCAUGGCCUGGCUCUGCCGUCCGUUCGAUGCCAGCUGCAAUGUCUUCCCAUGGGCAUGCACCCCCAAGAAGGUCCCAUGCACCGCCCCAAACACACCGUGGUCCUCCGUCCGCAUUCCAUCUUGUCCGACUGGUCGACCUGCUGCAACGUGUCAGCCGACUCGCGCCUGCUCUCGCUGUACUGGUUCAACGGGAAGACCACUCUGACUUUGUGGUCGUUGCCUCCGACUGCGUACGCUUCCAUCAAGCACAGUCACCAUGAGCGCAGCAGCGUCCACGUCCUACAACGCUUCUACCGUCGCCAUGUCAUUUGCUCGAACCCCGUGGCGUAUGACCUGGCGUCGCUGGUGCGGGCCCUCAAGUAUCACAACUCUGUACGUGCCAAAUAUGACGCCGACCCGACGCGACCUGCGGCCGUGACCAACUACGCGCUUCACGUCCACACGUUUGAGAACGACGGGAAGCGAGCCAAGGAGCUGUACAAAGAGGCAUUGGCAGUGAGCAAGCAUCACGUCCUGUCGAGUUGCUACGCCCUGUUUCUUUUGGCUGUGUGCCAGCCGCCCCGGCUCCAUUCAGCUCGCGAAGCGGCCACAAGGCUCAUCGAGGCAAGACGGGCCAGUUCGUCCUUCAAAGCCGACUUUCGCGUCGCCCACCGCUGCUUCUUUCGCUACGCGCUCGUCGUGUUCCCACACGAACCAUGGGCGUGGCUCAACUACGCGCUCUUGAUGGAGUGCAUUUACGAAGACGCCGAGGUAGCCGACCUCAUGUACCAACGCGGCUUGGCGCUCCAAGACAAGCUCCAACGGCAAGGCAAGCGUCGCCAGAGUAGCACGGAUGCCGCCGCCACCACUUUUCUCGACGAGAAUUACACAGCGUUUCGGCUCAAGUGCGUGAAGGGGGGAAGUUUGAAAUGCCAGGGACCGCUGCAACGCAUCUACGUACAGUCGACGUGCGUGGGAUUGUGGGGCCAUUGGAAGCUCAUGCAAAUGCCGGCGAGCGAGGUGCUUGUGGAUCUAGCUGCGGCAGGACCACCUCCAGAGUUUCACCGCUUGUUCUGGUUCAACACGCUCACUUGCCGAACGUACUGGGAUCGUCCCGACAAUCUCUGUCCUUUCAUCGAUGCUGUACCGCGCUCGUACACACGAGAGCAUGUGACAUGGAGUUGUCGGUGCCAGUCAGCGAUUCUCCGCUUGCAGAAAUGGAUUCGCUCAUGUAUCUACGAGCGUGUGGGCCUUGUCCUCCAUGCUCUGGACGCCCCACGAGCGUGGAAUCGAAUCCUCCAGUCCUCCGACAAGUUUGACGCUGCCCUGUGCAUGCACGCCAUCCAAUGCAACGCCAACGGAGCAGUGGCCAUGUACCAAACCGUCUUGGACGCGUCGUCCAGGCACCCGCAUGCGUCGUGGUGCUUGGGCCUAGCGCUGCUGUCGCUCGGACGCAUGGACGAAGCCACGCAAUUGAUUUAUCCACAAGCACCGACGGGGCUCCUCGCCGCUGCAUCCGCAUCGAUUCGAAAGCUCUCGAUGCCCCUUCGAAGCAGGAGCAUUGUGUCCGAUCAUGGACUUCGCCGAACGGGCACCGCAAACGCAAUGAUGGAUCGACCAUCCAAGUCGAGCGGCAGCCCUACCAAACCGCCGCCAGUGAACCCCCCUCCUGCAGCGUACCGACCUCCGUCCGUCCGCCUCGUCAGUCCAUCCAACCAAAGCCGACACGCCCACAUCUUGGCUGUAUUUCAGCUACAA